CGCCAACCAGAAGGCUUCGGCUUUGUUCACUGGUCGCAGCAAUAAAUGUAAAUAGUAAAUCGGAAAGUUGAAGAUUAAUGUUUAUUAGUGAUAAGACAACAGAAAAAAAUCUUGCAAUAUUUAAUGUUUAACAAGGAUCAACUGGCAAUCCAUUGCGGAAUAUUCAUUUCGUUAUUUUGAUACAUCUUGACUAAGGAUUAAUUCAACCGCUGCCUAGCGUAACUAUGGAAUCGAAUACGGAAGGAAAUCUCCUAGAGAUUAUGGAUUUAGCACGUACACUACGCCAAGAGCAAUUAUUCAUACAACAAGAGCAGGCAACAUUUGUACAACUCACCGAAACGUUGUCAGAAAAUUCCGCAUCGAUAACAAAGUUGGCUUAUAUUUGUGCCCAACAAAGGCGAAAUCUUAAUGAUCUGAUUGUGUCACGUCCCGAAUUGGGUCCCUCAUUGUGUUGCCGUCGAGCCAAAAAUUAUGGAAAUUCGAAUUUUGUCGAUUCCAAGAAGGUGUUAAAUUACGAGCAUGCCAUUGCUUAUGAGGAACUCUUCAAUUAUCUCUACAAAUCUCCAUACAUUUUGGCCGUAUCACUUGCUACCGGCGAUAGCAUUUCAGAAAUCUCACCCGCCCAUAUGAACUCUGUCAUACAGACUAUUAGUACUGGAUUAUUUGGCAAUGCCAUCAACAGCAAGGAUGUGGAGAUGAUUUUGAAACUGUUGAGAGAACUCAUUGAAAUACAAAUUGUUACCAGUGAUAAUCCACGAAGAUUGCUUCGAGCCAAUGCUUCAUCUUUUUCUCGUAUUUAUCAUCGCUUAAAUGAGUCGAUGUUUUCAGCGAAAAUUUUUUUGACGGCGGCAUUAUUUCAGCCCAUAAUGAGUGUGUUGACGGAAACGGAUACCAUACUAGAUGUGGAUCCACAAAAAGUAAUACAACGUUUUAGUACUAAGGAGAGAAUAAGAAGAUUUGGUCCCGAAGACUCAGCUGCAUAUGCCGACAAUGUGGAUAAAUUUCAUGCCGAGACCAUUGGGAAAUUACACAGCUUGGCGAAAACCUUCAUCGAUAGUUUACUGUGCAAUUGGUCACUAUUCCCGUCCACACUGCGUUGGCUAGUGCAAACGAUGUGCCAUCAACUCAAACAAUCUCAUAAUUUUUCCGAGAGAAUCAUGAAUGAAAUCAUCACCGAUAUGGUAUUCACACAUUUCAUAUGUCCCGCCAUAGUGAGUCCCGACGCGCUGGGCAUCAUAGAUGCCCCCAUUUCGGAGCAAGUGCGUUUCAAUCUCAUGCAAAUUGGCCAAAUUGUUCAAAUGCUCGCGUUGAUCAAACAUGAUGACAUCGAUCCCCGCUAUGCUGAGGUCUAUCGCAAGUUUGAAUCGAACACGGUAACGCGUUUGAUCGAUUUGUUGUUGGUCACGCAAACAGGGGAAGAUGUGGUAGCGAUUUUGGCCCAACAAAGUGAUUUUGAUCGAGCACAGCUGAUGGCCACCCAAAGAGAAUUGAGCUAUUUCGCUGAAUUCUUUCGCAUUUUAACCGCUGCCGAGGAGUAUGCCAUACCCGAGGAGGACAAAGAGAAAUUGAAGAAAAUUAUGAAAAAUUUGCCUGAGAGUCAAGGGCAUCGUCAUCAGAAUGGAGAAGCACAGCAAGCUGGUGCAGCUACAGAAUCUCCAUUUAAAGAAAAAUCCAAGCCAUCCCUUAUAAGCAAGGCCACCAAAACCAAAUUGGCCAAAACCAUGAGUUUUGCUCACAAUGGUGGUAGUAGUCAUAAUGCUGAAGCGGUGAAUGGCUUGUUGAAUGGGAACCAUGUGCCAAAAAGCAAUGGAUUGGAAGCAAAUAGAUCCAAUCAUAAUUCUAAUCACUCCUCACCCACUAGAUCUGUGGCCCCAGAGAUUGUUGACAACGAACCCAUUUUGAUAUUUACCCUCUACAAUAGGAGUGAUCAAAAAUUACAACCCCUUUCCGAGGAGGAAGUGCUGAAGAUGAACAGCAUAGGACAGGACAUAAACAACAGCGACUUGGUGGACACCGAAAACUAUCAACAGGAGUCUACAGUCGAUAAAUCAUCGGUGGUCAAUGGUUUUGAUGGCAUCGAUGGCAUGUCAGAUGUUCUACGUCCCUUACACAAUAAAACUGCCAGGUUUUCGCUUUCGCACGAUGAUGCCUCCAUAGUGAACUCUGAUAAUCUGGAGGCAGUAAGUGAGGUACCCUCCAACCAUUCGGUAACAAGUUCUUUGGAACUCGAAGAGAAUGUGGAGAAUGAUAAUCUAUCUGAUAUGGUGUCGGCCAAUGUGUCGGGUCGAGGCACUCCCAAUAUAAGUGGGCGUGAUACACCCUCGUCCCAAGUCACCGAUGGAGAAUCGCUCAAUAAUGCGUUGCCCACACCCCAAAUGCAAAAGUUAAUAUCGAAAGCCCGCUCCGACAUAGAGGAUAAGUUUUGUAAAUUUGAGAUUAAGAAAUUCGAGGGAGACGAAACUGUUUCGAUUAUAUCAGACACCUGGUCAACGGAUGUGCUGGCCAGUGACUCCGAAACGGUUGAUGCUGUUGAACGAGAAAGGGAGCGAAACUUUUCUACACCGCUGAUACCCGCGGCUGUCAUACUGCCGGGAGACAAUAAUUUUGAUGUACGGGCAGGCUAUUUGGAUGCUUCGGAUCAACGUUCAGAGUCCAACUGGAGCACUGAUGUCUUGGCUUCGGAUUCUGAGAAGCUUAACGAAGUGGAUACCGAUGACAAUAUAAGCAUUACUGCAAGAUCAGAUACGCAGGUUAGUGUGCGCUCGGAAAGAGAGCGAGAUCAAUUGGCAGCUGCCAUAUCGUCGGGUCCCAUGAAUCGUCAUGGUCGCUCUUCUAUACCAUCGCAAUUUCCUCCUACCGUUAGACGCAAUGUGCGAGCGUUUAGGCCUUUGGCUGCCAGCCAUGGAAUAGGGCCUGCUAAACCACCCUCUACAGGCAGUGUGGACGAUGUCAAUGUUAGCGGCGGCAGCAGUGGGGGUAAUGCAAGUGAUCGUUCCCAAGAAGAUUCAGCAUUUUACGAUGCCAUCAAUUCUUAUGAUGACAAUUCCAAUCAAAUGGCCAACAACCCUAAUCUUCAUCAUUAUAGGGAUGGCUCUUCGCUGGCUAGAAGUUCGGUGAGAACCACAAACCAUAUGGGAGCAGCGGAAGACAGUUUUCAACAGAAUUACAAGAGCAUAGCUAAUGAGGGAGACAAAGACACCUUUCUGUCGCCAAGCACUUCCUCCGCAGCCGCAGCUCAUAUGCAUCGCAAUCGCAUGAGAAGACAAACAUCUGCUGAGAGUAGCAUUUCGAAUCAAAGUCUAAGUUUGGAGGAGCAGGCAACGGGGGCAGCAAAGUUGCCACAAGCCCCAGCAAUGUCAUCAUCGUCCUCGCGUAAAAAACGCCACCAAAGCAAUAUCAGCAAUGAGUCAAAGGAUUUAAUAGACUUUUCCGAUUUCGUCGAUGAUAAGGAUUUAACACCGCCUUCGAUGGCACCGCCAGAUCCUCCCCUUCUAGAGGGACUACCGGAUGAUGGCUUAGUGGAAAGACGCAACACCAGCACCUUGCAAAGAAAUGCCGGAGACGAUGGCAGACGCAAUGGCAUUAUGGCUUUGAAGGGUGGCCGCGAAUCCAGUGAGCGCGGCUCCAAUUCAACUCCCUACCUUCGACGACAUCAAUCGUUAAAUUAUGAAAAUCAUGAGAUUGUUUUGAACACCGUACCCAGUCGUGUUUCAGCCAUGCCAAAUCUAUCACCACCAUCCGAUGAAAAGCCGUCGUCACAGCAACAAGAACAACGCCAUGCGUAUGAGUUGCUAUUGCUCUGCGGCAAAACUUCAGAAAUGAAUCUACAAGACAACGACUUAACGGAUAAUGUAAAUGAGGCCGCCCGUAAUACUCCCACAAAUAUUGUGGUGUCUUCUAGCAGCAUAAUGAUGCCAUCAACCAGUUCCAGCAAACCGAACAAGUCGACGGGCGCCAUACCCAAAAGCAUAAGUUUCGAUGCUUCGGCUGAUAAGACACAUGGUCCUUCGACUUCGUCCGCCUCAACGUCUGCAAGACAACAAAGAUCGGCGAUAGGACGCCUGCCAGAUGCCACCUCCCUACGAACCAUUGGUACUCCUAAUAUAAACUCAAAUUCAAGCAUUUUCAAUAAACUCAAGCAAGGCAUUUUUAAGCAUCGACGUGGUCACAAGUCACGUCAUCUCACAUCGAACAGCGAAGAUAUAUCCCAGUGUUCACGUAGUGUCUCAUUCUCCAAUAACACAUCAGAGGUUUCAUUGGAUCUCUUGGGUGCCAAUUUACCAGGAACCAGUAGUUCGGCGGCACAAGGUAGUGGUGUGGGCUACUAUGAUAUUUCAGAGGAUAUUUUAGCCAAAUACCGAAGGAAAGUCAGUACAUCCAGUGAGGCAACUAAUUCAUCAAUCGGCAAUGGUAUAGCAGGAGCCAUGGGCGGUGGCAUAGCCAAUGAUGUCCUGGGCAAAGAAGAUAUGAGUAAUAAUCAACAUCCCUCCAUGCAUGACAAAACUUUGACAUUCAAUAUUAUAAAGAAAAAGAUACGAACUGUACUCUCUAAGACUGAUUUGCAUUCAGGCGAUUUUAGACACACCACUCAUGCCAACAUUUCUCCACUCCUUACAUAUCUACAGAUACAAUUGGCCCAGGCAAUUAAUCUUCAAAAUUUCCAACAAAUUUCUUAUGUUUCUGAGGCCAUACGUUGUAUUUCGACACUCGAUGUGGCACAGCACACUCAAAUCAUGGCCGAGCUACAAAAUGAUAUGCAGAAAAGGCAAAACUAUUUGCAGUAUUUAAUGCGUUAUCGACAAAAUCUAUUGAUGGUUAUGGAAAAUAUCGAACAAUUCGAAUCGAGACUGCAUAGUGAGAGUUUAACCUGCAACCGCUACUUAAUGGCAGUUUGCAUGCGAAUAUUCUUUGAUAAAAGACAGGAUCGAUUAAGCACGUUUCAGGAAGAUUUUGCCCGUCUUACAGUGUCCGAUGAUAAGGUGGAUUUAAUUGAGGAAUUCCUCGAUAGCCUUAUUGAAGAGCUGGUGGCCCCAGGGGGUAUACUAUAUGGUAUGCCCGAGUGGCAAGUCAUAGAGUCACGUUUAUCGCUGGAGCGCAUACUACUGCAAAAUAUGUAUCAACAAGUUAUGUUUCCCAAUGAAGAUGCAGAUCUGUCGAGAGAUAGUGUUCUAUCUGAGCAUAUACGCAAGCUACAAAAUGUUAUAACACCAUCGCAUCCGGCUCUACGCAUACCACAAAUGUAUUUAUCUGAAGCCCCUUGGAGUUUUGCCCAACAACAGUUGAAAUUUAUAUCGGCUUAUAAAACUCCCCGAGAAAAACUGCAAUGUGUUGAAAGAUGUAUAUCGAGUAUCAUAAAUUUGCUGCAUAUGUCAAGCGCUAGAGUACCAGCAACCGAUGACCUUUUGCCUGUGCUCAUUUACGUUGUAAUUAUGGCUAAUCCUCCUUAUUUGUUAUCGACUGUCGAAUAUAUCAGUUGUUUUAUUGGCAGCAAACUAGAUGGUGAGGAGCAUUUCCAUUGGACACUAUUCGAUUCAGUGGUGAAAUUCAUUAAGACCAUGGAUUAUUCUGAGCAUUAAAUGAAGUAGUUAUGUGUCCAGUCGAACGUGUUUCAUUUUUUCCAAAUAGUUGCAUAUUGUUUGAACAUUUUUUUCUUAUUUUAUUUAAACACUAACAGCCGUAUUCACAAGACUUAAUUAAGCCUUAAAAUAGGGUUUUUCAACUGUUCUAUAAAGAAAAACUCAAAUAAACCUAUUUCAAAUCUGCAUGAAGUUUUGUGCAUACCGCUGUCAGAACAAAAAACAAAAA
Messenger RNA from Stomoxys calcitrans (stable fly), 5805 nucleotides. It is a transcript of the gene Gapvd1, whose product is annotated as receptor-mediated endocytosis protein 6 homolog. Gene Ontology annotation, molecular function: guanyl-nucleotide exchange factor activity; small GTPase binding. Gene Ontology annotation, biological process: regulation of GTPase activity; vesicle-mediated transport. The coding region runs from base 225 to 5576 and encodes 1783 amino acids. The transcript is spliced from 10 exons. Gene Ontology annotation, cellular component: endocytic vesicle; cytosol. The record is from RefSeq and is a predicted model, not a curated record. NCBI's taxonomy places the organism in Eukaryota, Metazoa, Arthropoda, Insecta, Diptera, Muscidae.